AUGAAGAAAUAUUUACAAAGUAUUAAUGAUACAGAAUAUUUUCAAGAAUUAAGUUCUUACACAGAAACCUUGGCAAAAAUUCUGGUCUAUAGUGAAAAUGUUUUUUAUCAGCAAAUUUAUGUCAUUGCUGAACUUUGUGGACAUUUGAUUAAAAAAUUCUACCAACUAAGUGCUUUGAACAAAAAUAAUGUAUUGAACUCAAUUCUCAACACUUUUGUUCACAUCAGUAAAUUGAAACAAAAUCAUCAAAAUGAAUAUUUUAAACAUUUUUUGAAAGAAGCCAUUUUAUGGUCGUGCUCUCACACUCUACUCAUUGAUGUGGAUGUACUACAAGAAUUGCAGAAUCUUUCAGAACCACCUAUAUGUCAUAAAAAUUACCUCCCAUUGUGGUAUUCAAUCUUUGACAUUGAAAAUAAGAUAAUGCAACCCAUAAAUUAUACUUUGAUUGAAGAAUUUAUAGCUGUAAUAAUUCAUUUUAUAGAAAAACUUAAUCUGAAUUUAAAAACUCAAGACUGUAAUGAUCUAGUUGGCACACUUGUUUCACAAAAAGCUGAAAAUGGAACAGAUUUCAGAUUUUUUAUUAAUUUAGUUGAUCUGUGUAAAGAUGUGUAUGAAAAGAUUGAAGGUGAUUUGCUACAAGACUAUAUAGAUGGGCUCUUAGUAAAUUUUAUUCAGUUUUCUUACAAAAAUCCAUUGAUUUCUGGUUUCUACAAAUUAAUUGAAGUCAUAUUUAAAAAAUGUGAUACUUCUAUUGAUAUAAGUAAAAUACUGAGUCACUCAACUUAUGAAUCAACAUCACGUUAUUUAUUGGAUACAUUAAAAUUAGUACACAGUUUUCCAGGUGAACUUCAAUUUUCUUGUGUCUCAUUGAUUUUGAGUGCACCAGUUGCUUUAAUUGAAAAUUAUAUCAAAGAUACAGUUCAGUUAUUUGAAGUAGCUUUCAAAAUGGGCUUAAAUGACUAUUCUAUUGCACUUAGUGCCCUAAAUGCAUUAGAAAACUGGAUAAAAAAAGUAGACUUUUCUGAAAAUUUCCUGAAACUCAUAGUUAAUUAUACAGAACCAUACUUUUUAAUAUCAGAAAUAACAAAUGAUAAACUCCAAUCGCUGAACUACUCUGCCACAGAAAGCAAUCAAACUCUAAAAGAAGUGCAAAAAAAGAUAUUGCUUUUUUAUGGCUUGAUUGACUCAAGCAUAAUGAUUGAUUUCAUUCACGAAAAGUCUAUGCAAACAAAUGCCACCUGGACAAAAAAACAAGCUCUACCAAGUGAAAUAGUCCUCCCGGAUACAAGCUUAGAAGUAUAUUUGGACAGAUUACUCCCGAGAAUCGUACUACUCACGAGUUGCGAAGAUCAUAAAACGAAAAUUGCUGCUUGCGAGUUGCUGCACGCGAGUAUAAGUUUAUUUUUGGGGAAAAAUAUCUUAUUUAAGUGUUUCGACGACAGAUUAUGUUCCGUAAUACUAAAAUUGAGCUGCGACUCCGAUGAAGCGAUUAAAAGCAUUUAUUACUUAUUAUCCAUUCAACUGGCUCAUUAUUUCAGCUCGCGACUGGCCAAGGACUCGUGUGCAAGUGAUGUUUUUGUCGACUCUCUGUUCGACGGUUUGAGCGAAGAGUUUGACGUAGGAUAUCGAGACCACUGCGGCUUGUACUUAAAAGAGUUCACGCUCUGGUCAAUGAAACAGUCCACUGAGAGCGAAUUGUUCGAUUUGCAAAAGGUUGUCGAGAGAAUCACCGGAUUGGCUGGUCAACCAUCGAAGAAGCGGGUAGUGGCUGCGGCAGUGGCGUUCAAUCAGCUUCACAACGUUUUACAGGGAAACUCCAACCUCGUUAGCAAUUACUGGCUCGACUUCUUUUAUGUCUUCGUCAAAAACCUCGGGGAUUUCGACAAUGCUCACAUUAAAUCUGCGCUGGACCACGUGGUCAAUCUUGUAAAAAAAAGAUCCAAACUUUUUAGCGAAAAAUGUGCGCGAAGAAAAAAGCCUGUGGAAUUUACAGAUGAAACUUUGCCGAGUGCACAGCCAUGUAAAUUUGGAUUAAAUACUGGUAUUUUAGAAGUUUCGGAAAAGUUAACUUCCUCGCUGAAAAAUUUGUUCGUCAAGAUGAAACGCUACUCUAACUGUAUUGCGGCUAAUUGUUGCAAAGAAUUUAUACAAUUCAUUAAUACCUACAGCUCGAAGUUGUUGAAUGUCCGAGAUAUCUAUGAUAAAAAUGAAGAUACUUUCAUAUGUCACCAAUUCAUCCACGGCUUGAUAAUUCUAAAAGACUGCAAAUUCCUCGACUUUGAAGCCCAGACUACCUUCAAAUCUGGUCUCUUGCAGAGUACAAUUCUCGAAAUUUUUGAGUUGGCUAAGUCACCAUUUUUAGACAUGAAUACCUGCACGAAAUUCGAUCACAACGUACUCGAGUAUUUCCGAAUGUUCAUCAAGUUUUCACUCAGAGCAUACGAGACAACUACGGUUGAGCUACUGAUAAGAACCAUAAAGAAUGACUUGAUCCUGGACAAGCCUAGUGGCAUUCAAAUAAGUCAUGGCAAUUAUUUUUUGGAGCUUUAUAAAAAUCUCAUUUUUGAUUACUUUUUAAUGUCACCCCAACAAACGAUCAGCAUAAUCGAAGAUAAUUUGUCCGAGUCUCCCGACAAAAUAUUCGAUUUGAUCGAAAAAUGGCUUCAACACACCGAAAAAUUGAAAGCAUCGUCUAAUACGGAAAAGUUGUCGGAGGCCGUUUGCGAAAGAUGCAAGUCCUUGCAUCGGCUGUCAAGCUCUAGCCAUGUUCGGCGCGAUGCUCUGUUUCGCAUUAAUAAGCUAGCCAUUGGAUUGAUGAUUGAUCCCAGACGAGCUCUCAAGCUCAGUAACGGAGCGCCGUCCGAUCUGAGCAAAUGGAUCAUGGAUGAGCUCGUGCAAUCUGGAAACUUUGAAACGAAAAGCGAGAUUUUACAAACUUUUCUCAUCUAUUUGUGUAGCGUAGAUGAAGAAAAUCCCGAGUUGGAAUUGAUUUUGCGACAGCUGAGGGACAACGAUUACAUGGCUUGGCUGGAAAAGCUGAAAAACGACGAUUUAGCAAGACAUCGGGCUUCCGCGUACUUGAAAAUCAUGCUCGAGGCUCUGACCAGUACAAAGUCUCCGCUUAUUUUUCGAGUUUUAAUGAGCUACUUGGCUGGUACAUCGAGCCUAUUCGGCAUAAAGAAUCUGCGCGAAGUUUUGAGGCUGUUCUAUACCGAUCGCGACGAAAACACUGCCUUUCAAUCGCUCGUACACGUUUACGAGUCUUUCUUGAAUUUAAAGCAGAGUCAAGAGAGAUGGGACAUUCUGCGGGAAUUUCUGUUGCCUUCUAUCGAGUUCAACACACCUCGAGUCGUGCUCAAGUUUUACGAGGACAAGUGUAACGAGAUGCUAAGUCACGUGAGCGCGCGCCCACAAAACAUGUCCAACGAGCAGGACAGAAUCAGAACGAUGAUCAGCAUGACUGGCUGCUACAAUUUAUUCGAGCUCAUGCUAGUGAAAUUUGAUUUGCCUGCGCUCGAAUUCGGAGUUCCAGCGAAGCCGCUGAAUCGACUGCUUGUCCAGCACUCGGUGCAAAUACGCCAGCUAAGCGCGUCGAACGAUCGAGAGAAGGAAGCCACGAGACUACUGCUGUGCGCUGCCCUCAAUUGUUGCACGGCGAUCGUCUGUCUGCGAAAAGAUGAGAAAUUUUACAAGUUUGUGUUCGCCGACAAGCUCAUCUGGGACAAAAUCGUCGACUCCGAUCGGGUCUACGGCUCGAGCAGGCCAAGCUCGAGGCAGCUACAAGGAGAGCGCCGAAAACUCGUCAACAUUCGCAGAGGAGCCGAUGUCGCGGCAGCGUCCGAUCGCGACGGAUUUAUUUCGCAGCAAGCGAGUUUGGCAGGCCUCUCGUUGCUCGAAAACGUACACGCCUAUGACUUGAACGACGCGAGACUCGUCUCGGCGGCCUCGUCGUCGGCCGAUCAGAGACUGUCCAUGAGCUUCGAGUCGGACGAGUUGAACGAACACGAGUGCAUGCCCAUGCUCAGCGGACUCGUGAUAGAUUUGUUCAACAGUCAAGUGGCGAAGCUGCCGCAGCCUACGGACGACGUCUCGGAGGAGCGAAUGCCCGAGUGGCUGCGCGCCCUGCGCCUCGGUCUCUCGGCUUGUCGCAGCAACAACGCGCGCCUCUUUCUUCUGCGGCUGUUGGCCAACGCCAAAGGGGCUUUUCUGCCUUACAUGGCUUGUCUGCACCUGGCGCUGUUGGACUUGCUCUGCAACUACCUGGCCACGAGUCGAAGCAUUCAUCGUUUGGUGCGCGACGCCGUUGUCAUGCUCGUCGAGGCUGCCCAUCGACCCCAAGACUCCAAAUCUCUGGAAUCGGCUCGCAAACUCAUCGAGCUAUUGCUCAAGCGUUCUCCGGACGAUCAACUCUUGCUGUACGAGUACAAUCUGGAGUUGAUCGAAGCGCUUUACGCGCACUGGGGCGUGGGCACUUGUCCGCGACUCGAUUUUCUCGUGCAAUUGGCGAAGGACGACCCGGAUCUCGGGGUUCGCGCUUUGGCCUUGCUACUGCGCGUCGACUCUUCCGUCUGGUCUCGGCUCCGAAGCGUGCAACUGCUCAGAGAUCACGUAUCUCUGGUGUUGCAAAACCGAUGGACCGAACUCGAGACCGGACCGGAGCUGUUGCGGGGCUUCGAGGCCCUUGGCUAUCAGCUACGCUCGACCGACGACGUGCAAGCGACGCAGCUCAACUGGCUCGAGUCGCUUCUCCGCGACAUUCAGCGGCGCAACGUCGACCGAGCCGCCAGAUGCGCCAUCGCCCUCUAUCGCUCCUGGGCCAACGAGGAGCUUGCGGGAAGCCUGGCUUCGAGUUACGCCUGCCCGCGCAACGCCAAGAUCAGCGACUCGCGACGAGCCGACUGCCUCGAGCUGCUGCUGCUGCGCUUGGAAUACGGAAUGGAAGCGUCUCCGGCGAUCGAGGCGCUCGAGAAAUCUCUCACGGAUCACUGGCUUGGCUGCGAUCUGGUGGCUCUCAAAUUGCUGCGUUAUCUAUUGCAAAAGCCAUUCGGUGCAAUUUCAGCUCUCGAUGCUUCGAUGAAGAAGGCCAAGACUCGCCUCGACUCGAAUCACGACGUUGCCGUCAGGCUCGCCGCGUUGGAGUGCUUUGUCGCCGGAGCCGAGCUGAUGCCUCAAGUCUGCCUGCCAAUUCUGGUGGAACAAUUGGGUGACGAAACUUUACCUCUUCAGCUUCUCACGGUUAUCCUAGAAUAUUGGUCGAAAUUAUACGACAAGUCCGGUGUCGAGUUCUUGAUUCAGUUGCUUGAACUUUUGUCGAGACACGCUCCGAGAUUCGGAGCCACUCGGACUCUUGUAUUAGUAAUACUCUCAAUGACGUCGAAAGCUCGAGACGCCUUGAAACCCAUGUGUCGACAAGCUCUGGUAGAAGGAGCUCGCUUCGAAAACUACGAGGUGCCCCGAAGCUUACGUCGAUCUGGUGCGAGCGCCAGAAGAGGCUUGGGAUCGAUUGCUCCACUAUUUGUACCUUCGCUGGCCAGUCAGCUCUACCGGGAACAGGCCUUGUCGGCCACUCUACCUAGUCACGCGAGUUUGCGUGUCCUCGCCACGCAAAAUGUCGAUAUCGGGACCUCGUUUACAACGCAAUUUGAAAACAGAAACGUCAUGCCAGAGCCGUCGCAAAAUCAGUUGUCUCGGCGAGAACCUGCUGCUCAGUCAAGAGCAAAGCCACUCGGUUCGGUAGUUGAAUUACAGCGUCGCUACAGAAUCGGCGAAUAUCCGGAUGUCGAGCUGUCCUACGAAAGCUAUGCCACGUGUCUGCGUCAAGUAAUCGUAAGAGAUCGAGCCUUUUGCCAAAAUUUAGCCGUCGAGCUGCUGCUAGCCGUGGCGGAAGUCUUGAAGCGCCCUAGCCAAAACUCCAUGGAGAGCGCUACCAACCGUCUCUGGGAUCGAUUUGUCUCAGCUGCGUUGCAAUUGCAGCGAGAUCGCGCCUCUUCUGACCUGGCACCUGUUCUUUUAGAAAUAGGCCUAAGAACGAGCGAAGACCGACUAUUGGAGUUUGAGAACGUUGCCAAAUCCUGUCUCCGAUCGGAUGAACCGAAGCAUCUGGGCUUACUGUCUUUGGAGCGCAUCGCAGAACGCUUGGAAGAGAAAGAUCAAUCGGAGCAGAAUGAGCCACCAGCCAGUAAACGACCGCGAGUACAAAAUGUCGAACGAGAUGUCUGGCUUCGACUGUCGAGUACGUUGAAAAGCUUAGGUCAGUCGAAUGUAGCAGAUAACUUGACGGCUCACGGCGAUUGGGCGCCGCAAUACUUACGCGAAGCUGCCUUGGCAUCCAUAGCAGAGGACUGGUUAGAGGCCCGCAAAGCCUACGAAAAAGCUCGAGAAAUCGAAUUGGAGCCUUUAGUGCAGGAGCACUGCUUCGAUGGUAUGAUAGAUAGUCUCGUUCGGCUGUCGGAUUGGCCUAGAGCCGUUCGAUGCAUCGACGAACGUGUUGGUCUCCGAGAAACCUGGAAACAAGAGACCCAAGAAGCAAAGCAGUUAUUACCGCGUCUUUUGCUGGCUCAGCUCAUGUCAGCUAUCGAUGACAAUGUCAAUGGCAGAUCCCGGCAGAGUCUAGCUAAUCAGAUCGAAUCAUCGAUCGAACGUGACCGACUGCUAAGGUACAUGUCCGAGUACGGCGAAGAAUUGAGUAUUCUGCACGUUUGCGACGAUGACGCUCAGGCCGGCGCGACGCGCAUUACCAGCUGCUUAGACUUGAUGCGAGCUCGAUGGUUGCGCAUCAGUCCUCUCCUCGAGUAUUCGCGCCUCGAGUCACAUCUCAAACUACGUCGCUUGCGCGAUAUCGACGCUUUUCUGGCAGCCUAUCAAGCUGGUGAUUGUGAAGAAGCUGUCUUCAAACUCAUUGCUUAUUGGCGUCGCUGCUGUCCAGCUAACGAGAAACAUUCUCAACUCGGCAACGCUAGUAGGAUCAUGCAAUAUCGACAGCUUUUUGUUAACCAGUUAUAUCACAAACUUGAGGAUGACGUUGAAUCAGAAGAUUGUUGUAAACAGGAUCUGUUAUUGACCAACAUCGAUCUACAAUUAAGCGCGAGCAAUUUGGCAAUCCAGCUGAAAAACAAAAGUGUGGCCAAGAAACAUUUCGGUUUUGUCGAAAAACUCAUUGAUAGCUGCUCCAAAAAAGAUCAGUUUGGGGGUAAUAGGCGUUUCCAACAAUUCACUGAGGAGCUCGAGCUGUCAGCUUCAAGGUUCAAGUUUAUGUACGCUCAAAGCGAAAAGCGAUUGGAGAAAAGCUGUAGUUAUUAUGUAAAAUCUUGGAUGAUUGUUAAGGAUCUUUUGGCCAAGUCCUAUGAAUCUAAUACAGUUCCUAAAGAGUCUCGCUAUCAUUUAGCAAAUAUCUCGUCAGCUCUUCGUCGAGUCGUUCAAAAAUAUCCUUCCGUCAGCGAUAUGCUAAUCAGCGACAAUUUCGUGGCAGAAUGUCUAAAUGUCAGCGAUGCAGGCCAAGUACCCGCAGCCCUGGAACGAUACGCUUUCGACAAUCUCAAAUAUGUCUGCGAAUCCGGAGCUAGUGAAAGUUUUGCCCUAUUCGGAAAAUAUUGUUACGAGCUACUGCAGUCCCCUUCGGAUCGUCAUGAUGAAAUCCGAAAGUGUUUCGUUUCUUCGAUACUCCAAGGUAUGAGCUUCGGCUGCUUGGAGUCGGCCCAUUAUUUUCCAUGUUUGCUGAAGAUUGCCCACGAAACGGAUUGCGAACAAGCCGAGACCUUUAACGAGCUAUACCAACUCUUCGUAACGGGCGUCGAGAAAGUGCCCAGUUGGCUUUUUCUCAAUUGGCGAUCACAGCUCAUGUCUUUUGUCGUCGACGAUCGAUUGUCCAACCUAAUUUUGCCGCUAAUGCAGAGGCUCAUCGAUGAUUAUCCAAACGCACUUGUUUACUCUUUUUGGCAAAGCUUCAAACUUGUACCAGAACUUGCUAAUCGAUCAGAAAUUCAGCGGAUGUAUAAUCAACUGAUGAGCAAUGAAUCGAUGAAAAGCUUUAUCGAAGCAAUUUGCCGGGUAUGUUUACCCGAAAAUUUCCUGUUACAUCAUUUGCGGACAGUAUGUGAAUCGUCGCCAGAAAAUUUCUCUCGCUGUUUCGAGGCUGCUUUUUCCGAAAUUUCUCCUACACGAUCGCGCGCAACAGGUUUGCUUUUCGAACAAGUGCUAACCGAUUUCCGACAAGAUAUUGAUGAAUUACGCUGUUCAAACUAUCACAACUAUAAAGAACGUUUUGCUGAACUCGAGACCAAGCUUCGUAAAUCCAAGGUCAAUCGACUUAGCAAAAAGCAAAGUCUUCAACUUGUAGAACUUUCUUCGUACUUUGGAAACUUUUCCGACUAUGAUAUCGAAGUUCCUGGUCAGUAUAAGCCCGACCGCAAACCUAUGCCACGUUAUCACGCGAAAAUCGCUCGGUUCGACCGAUAUGUCACGCUCAUGGAAUCGCAGUUCAACCCGUGCAAAAUCAAUAUCAUAGGCAGUGAUUUCAAAACCUAUAGUUUUCUCAUAAAAUUCGGAGAAGAUUUACGUCAGGAUCAAAGACUGCAACAAAUAUUUACUAUUACCAAUAAAAGUCUACUAAACGAUCUUCGUUGCAGAGAAAGGCAUUUAAAGAUCAACACGUAUGAAGUGCUGCCGAUCACCAACGACUUGGGACUAAUUCAGUGGAUCGAUAACGCCAAAACUCUAAAAGAGUUCAUUAAUUUCUCCGCGUUUAGUGACUCGAGAAAACUCGAAGAGGCCAGUUGGCAUUAUAAAAACUGGAUCGAUCGUGCUAAUACUACAAAGAUCCAUUCGAACCCUUACAAAGCAGCCAUGUUGAAGUACAGUGACGAAGAAACUAGAGCUAAGAUGACGCUGAUAUUAAAAUCGCUUGAUGUCGACUACUUGAGGAAGACUUUCUUUUUUCUUAGCGAUUCGCUCGAGUGCUUUUUGACCCUGAGGGAUAACUUUGUAACCAGUUACGCCUCAAUGUGUUUGGUGCAUUGGCUGACUGGGAUCGGAGAUCGACACUUGGAGAACACGAUGAUCUGCGUGAAAACUGGACAAUGCUUCGGGAUCGAUUUUGGACUUGCUUUUGGCGCAGGAAUCGAUCAGAUGGUGCCAGAACUAGUACCAUUCCGUCUGACACCUCAAAUACAAAACUUUUUAAAACCUUACCUCCAACACGGUAAUUUUGAUAUAAGCAUGAGCAAUGUUUUGCGAGCUCUGAGAAAAGAACGAGCUCCGAUAUUGGCAUGCCUCGAUGUUUUUAUACACGAGCCUUUCGAUUGGCGAAUACGUCUUAACAAAGCUAUGAAAGAGAAAUAUAAUCAAGAAACAAGUGUCAAAUGGUUGCCAGCCAGCAAAAUAGAUGUUGUCAAAAAGAAAUUGGCUGGAUGUAAUCCAUCAAAAAUAAUGUUGGAAGAAUUAAAGUGUUCGCACUUUGGGAACUGUGAUGAAAAUAAUGAAAAAGAACUUUUUCAGAGAUAUCAAAGUGUUAUACUUGGAACUAAUGACAUAGCAGCUACCAAUCCAGCGAGUUACAUGGAAGAGGAUAUUUUGACAGCUGAGCAACAGGUCUAUGCUUUGAUUAAGCAAGCAAGAGAUUUGAAUGCCUUGGGCCGAAUGUAUGUAGGCUGGCAGCCUUUCUUAUGA
Messenger RNA from Trichogramma pretiosum, 9663 nucleotides. RefSeq names its product DNA-dependent protein kinase catalytic subunit-like. Gene Ontology annotation, cellular component: nucleus. NCBI's taxonomy places the organism in Eukaryota, Metazoa, Arthropoda, Insecta, Hymenoptera, Trichogrammatidae. The transcript is spliced from 10 exons. The record is from RefSeq and is a predicted model, not a curated record. Bases 1 to 9663 code for a protein of 3220 amino acids. Gene Ontology annotation, biological process: intrinsic apoptotic signaling pathway in response to DNA damage; telomere maintenance; double-strand break repair via nonhomologous end joining. Gene Ontology annotation, molecular function: DNA-dependent protein kinase activity; protein binding.